Messenger RNA from Rhineura floridana, 6028 nucleotides. It is a transcript of the gene MAK, whose product is annotated as male germ cell associated kinase. The record is from RefSeq and is a predicted model, not a curated record. Gene Ontology annotation, molecular function: ATP binding; protein serine/threonine kinase activity. Lineage: Eukaryota; Metazoa; Chordata; Lepidosauria; Squamata; Rhineuridae. Gene Ontology annotation, cellular component: cytoplasm; nucleus; cilium. The transcript is spliced from 14 exons. Gene Ontology annotation, biological process: intracellular signal transduction; protein phosphorylation; intraciliary transport. The coding region runs from base 442 to 2298 and encodes 618 amino acids.
ACCUUCUCUACUGCUCUUAGGCCCGCCAGCUCGUUGCGUCCCUCCCUCGCGCCCGCCCGGUGAUUCGCUAGGCGGUCUGUUGCUUAGGAGACGGUUCGCCGCCGGCGCAGACCCCGGGCCGGGUAGAGUCGAGAGAGCUGCCGGCGGUUCGGAGGUUGGGAUGAGGCGGCCAAGAGACGAAGGAUCCGGAGGGGGAGGCCCCGGACCCUCCACCGGCGGCCAGGAGUUCAGCGGAUGCUUGUAAGAAUGGCAGCAUUAUUCUCUUCACUACUACGUUAUUUCCGGAUAGAGUGGUUAUGAAUACUGGAAAAGAAGACUGAUGACUUAAGCAACUACUAUGACAGAUUCCUCACUCAUGUAACAGCAACAUUCUGGAAAAUCCAUAUUUGAAAAAGAAGCAUUUUCAAUAUUUUAAAGAAUUUGGCUAACCUGCCUUUAGAAAUGAAUCGUUACACAACCAUGCGGCAACUUGGGGAUGGAACAUACGGCAGUGUCCUGAUGGGGAAGAGCAAUGAAUCAGGGGAGCUUGUGGCCAUCAAAAGAAUGAAAAGAAAGUUCUACUCCUGGGAUGAAUGUAUGAAUCUUAGAGAAGUCAAGUCUCUGAAAAAACUUAAUCAUGCCAAUGUGAUAAAGCUGAAAGAAGUUAUUCGAGAAAAUGACCAUCUUUAUUUUGUAUUUGAAUAUAUGAAGGAAAAUCUCUAUCAGCUGAUGAAAGACAGAAAUAAGUUGUUCCCUGAGUCUGUCAUCAGGAACAUCAUGUAUCAGAUAUUACAAGGGUUAGCUUUUAUUCAUAAACAUGGAUUUUUCCACCGGGAUAUGAAACCUGAAAACCUUCUCUGUAUGGGUCCUGAACUUGUUAAAAUAGCUGAUUUUGGAUUGGCUAGAGAACUAAGAUCUCAGCCUCCAUAUACAGAUUAUGUUUCCACCAGAUGGUACCGUGCUCCUGAGGUUUUACUGCGAUCUUCUAUUUAUAGUUCUCCCAUUGACUUAUGGGCUGUUGGCAGCAUAAUGGCCGAACUAUACACACUAAGACCACUUUUUCCAGGAACGAGUGAAGUUGAUGAAAUCUUCAAAAUUUGCCAAGUGUUAGGAACCCCAAAGAAGAGUGAUUGGCCAGAAGGAUACCAACUUGCUGCUGCAAUGAAUUUUCGCUUCCCUCAAUGCAUUUGCCUAAACCUAAAGACUCUAAUUCCAAAUGCCAGUAAUGAGGCAAUACAACUUAUGAGUGAAAUGCUGAACUGGGAUCCAAAGAAACGGCCUACAGCAAGUCAGGCAUUGAAGUAUCCUUACUUUCAAGUGGGCCAGAUUUUAGGACCACCUCCACAAUAUUUGGGUGACAAACAGUCUCAUCCCAAGCCGAUUCAAGCAACAGAGCCAAAGCCAUCUCUACCCAAGCUAGACCCUGUAUCAAAAUUAGAAUCUGUAUCUAAGCCAGAAUCUCAGUCUUCAUCAGAUGCACUUGAUAAGUUUCAGCUGCAGUGUCUCUCAAAGAAUAACCAACAGCCGCUCCAGCCAAUUCAGCUGCCACAAUCAUUCCGUCCAUCCAUCAAUAAAAAUUCAACACCAAAACAAACAACCAUAGGACCUUCCAAUGGUGCAGUAGGCCUAAAAAACUGUCGGCGCCGAUGGGGCCAGACUAUAUUAAAGGCUAUGGAUAGUUGGGAUGAUUUUGAUGACUCAGAAUUUGGAAUCUCAUAUUCUAAAAAGCCUAGCAUUACCAUGUUAAAUGAAAAGACAACAAAGGAAUCUCUUUUUAGUGUUCCUGUGUCUAUGCCCCCCCAGUCUGGCCAAUUAGAAGGAGAAAACAGGGUUCUGAAGAGAAAUGACUCUGGAGUAUCAACAACAUCAGCAAAACAGUACUACUUAAAACAAUCAAGAUAUCUACCUGGUGUAAACCCUAAGAAUGUCUCCUCAGGAGCAGCCAAUAAAGAAGGAGCCCAUGGUGCCUGGAAUAAUCACUUGUUUUCAAAACCGAUAGCACCAGUUGGAGGUCUGUCUUUCAGCAGAGUCAAUGCAGGAAAUCCUGGCUUUGUAGGUGCUGCUUACAAUGCUCCUGGAGGAUAUAUUCCUUCCUUUCAUAAAAAAGAGGUGGGUUCAGCAGGUCAAAGGAUACAACUAGCACCUCUUGGUCCAUCAGCUACUGAAUAUGCUUGGAAAACAAAAGCUGCUCGUGCUCAGUUACCAGGACCUACAUACAACCCAGCAGCAAAAGGCAUGAGCGUUUUAACUCGUCCACCUCCAGUACAACCAGUGCACGGAAGGAUUGACUGGGUGGCCAAGUAUGGAGGGCAUCGAUAAAAGGGCUUUAUCACCCCACUUGUGCUUACUGUGACUGUUACAUACUUUCCUUCAUUUUAUUCUGGGACGGUUUAAAACACAUUUCUACUAAUAGAAUACCAAUUCUGGAAAGAACCAAGAGCCUGUAUUUUAUUAUCUCUAGGGGAAAAAAUAAUAUAAUAAAUACAUUUUAUUUAGCAAGCAUUCUUCAAAAUAGUGUCUCUAAGAUAGGGUUUUUAUUUUGUUUACAUUACCAAGUAUUCUACAAAGUAUCUUGCCAAAGCUAAUGAGUAUUUGAACUCUUUCUAGAUGGAUGGUAAGUCUUAUUGGAUCCCUUUGUUUUCCUAUAAAAUAUUUUUAAAUGGCAUAAAAUCUAAAAUGCGCAUGUUGGCCAUUCAACAAUGAUGAGUAAUUUAUAUAUGAAGAGUAAUGAAUGGGCAAAAUGAGGAGUAAAGGGUGACUUUCAAGCAGAUUUGCUACCAGAAGAUUUUUAAAAAAAUCAGAUUUGAACAAUGAAAGCAAAACAAAAACAAUUGAUGGAGAGGAAUUAUCUAUCGCACUCUAUUUGACACUGUUGCUAGCGUCAAAGGAUUCAGAACUAAACUACACUUAUUUGACAUUGUUUCAGUUUGGCCUAUGUCCUUACUACCUUUUGAUUGCCAUGAGUGAAUCCACAGGUCAGGGUGGAGAACCUGUAGCCCUCUGAAUGUUGCUAGACUACAACUCCCAUCAACCUGACCAUUGGCUAUGCUGACUUGGGCUGAAGGGAGUUGUAGACCAACAACAUCUGGAGGGCCACAGGUUCCCUACAUAUGUCAUCUGUAGUCAAUGAGCCAACUAAAAUAAGUGUUUUACAAAGGUGAUGUAUCGCUAAGAGCUAAUUUCAUGUUACAUUUUGUGGGCACGGGAUCACUUCUUGCAUGUAAAUCCUGUGGAAGUAUUGUGAAGGCUAUGAUACAUGUAAACUAUUUAGCUGGUAACCCAUGUAUAGCUUGUCUGUAGGUCUGACUUUUGAGUGAGUAGGGAAGAGAUUAAUCUGUAAGCACUUUGGCCCUGAUCCACAGACCCUCAUGUGAUAGUAAACUGGAUACAUGUAUUUUCUGAACAAAUUGUAGGUGGCUCAUCUUUGCUUGACACUGAAAUGAAAGAAGCCUUUCAUUGUACAAGACAUAUGUGAACAUGAGCACUGGAAACCCAAGGAGCCCCUGGAUCAUGAUUAAAGUUUUCUUGGAGAUCACUUGCAGGGCUGAUCCUAUGACUGGGAAAUAUAACCCGUGAAUGGUGUUGAGGAAGCAUCGUUUCCUACCCAGAAAGCCAGUUAGCAUAAUUGCUAAGCCAGGAAAUAGACAGAUAUUUUAAUUGUAAUUGCUGGAAGUAGCUCUUUAAUCUUUAUUCUCUGUAGGAUACUCCUUUUAUCCCUACCUGCCCCAUGCAUUUUCCCCUAUAACCUCCCUUCCUUUAUGGAAUCAGAGUUCUGGUGUUGUGUCACAAAUCGUUUGCAGGAAGUCUAAGCCACUGUGUUUUUUGACUCUUUGCUAAUCUGUUUGAAUUAGUAGCUUCAGUUAGUUCCACUCACUGUAGUGCCUUCUUUUGGUAACCAAAGUUGAACAACUACAGAAUUUCCUACCAGUUCCUGAAAUGUGUUUAUUAAAAUCUCAUUCUUGUAGCAUAGAGUUAGUUGCGUUAUCUUGCCUGGGACACAAUUACAACUUUCUUUCCCCUUUUGGAUGCCAUAAAUUACACAGUGGCCCAAAAUCUAUGUCCUAUUUCAAUAUUUAUUUUUAGUAGCUUUACUAAUAAUAGCAGACAAGUGAUCCAAACUCUAGAGAUCUAUAAGAUAUACUGCUUUAAUUGAUAAAUGUUGUGAUAUGUAAUGUUAUAUUAAAUCUGACAAUCCAAAGUUUUAAAACUAGCAUAUAUUGUUAUUACAUAUUUUAGAAUUAUAAAAUGUUAAGAGUUAUUUGUAGGCUAACAAGUAUUGUUAUGUAUUUUCUAAUGUACAGUUCUGUUGUAGAAUAUUUAUUGGUUGGUUUGAAGCUUGAAUUAGGACUGAACCUAUAACUCAUUUGAAUACAUUUUCAUUAUUUCAGUAGGGUUUACUGAUGUGUUAGAUGUGUUUUAACACUAAAACCUUGAUUUAACUAGUAGCAUAAGGGGCAAGUGAUUUUAAUUCAAUAAUUUUUCUAAGCUGCUGUUAUUCAGGCAAUAUUAUGGUCCUAUGCCGAGUUGAAGAAAUAUCAGUCUAAUACUGUGCUACUGGUUGAAGGUUUUCAUUCCCUGUUGAAUACUUUUGUUGCAGUCUCUCCAAGUUUUCACAAGUUUCACGUAUACGUAAACAGCAAGAAACUUGCCUUUCUGACUGGCCUGUUCUUCAGCUGAAAAUCAUUUGUUUUAUAAUAAAGCUAACUUCUCAGGAACACAAGACUAUAAUAGUUUUCCAUUAUUAAAAAAACCACAGUUUUUACAUUAGGUCCCAAUUUUAGGCUGGAGCUACACAUUACAAAGAACUGCUGCCAAAAUUGGCAGCCCCACAUGCAGAUGUGAUGGCCUAGAAAAAAGCUGGUUUCCCUCCCCCUUUUUUUUCUGGAAAAAGCUCAGAAACCCCCCUCCUUCCCCCCCCCCGGGCCUUCACAGUUGUAUUCUCACACUUCAGUUUUGUAUCUUGAUAUCAUUCUCACAUGUGUUGCUGCCACCCCUACCUGCCAAUGGUGUAGAGUGGAAUGGGUAAUUCUAAUUGACCUCAAUGCAUGGAGCAAAUUAAUGUUAUGAAAAGCUGGGGAUGGGGAGGUUGACAGUGUCUUUUAGAAUAUUGUGCCUGUACCAUUUCCCAGAAAUUAACAGGGUACAUGAGUUCAAAUUGGAAAUGUUGGUUCUGGCAGAAAAUUCUAAAAACUCAGAACAGCUGUAAUUGUGAUUACUUAAUUUCCUGACUGUAGCUAGAACUUCCCAAAUAUGUUUGAGGGUGUUAUUAAAAUUGACUGAAUCAGAUCAAGGGUACAGAAACAUAUUUCUUGCUACUUCAGCAGUAAGCGUUACAUAUUCAGUGAAGUCAUUUAGGGCUGCUUCAGUGUUCUUCUGUAUCUGUCGAGAGGGUCUUUCCAGUUAAUUAUGAAAACAAUGUUUUCCCUUUGCCUCAGUGACUGCAGUGCAGUUCAGUCUUCAUGCAAUAUUGGGAGAAGGGGCAUUGCUUUGCUGUAGCAGAGAAGUACAUGCUUCUGUCAUUUUUUAAAUAUCUGGGGAACAAGAUGCUGAUGCUGGAAAACACAUAGCAAUUGCAAAAAUGUGGCUACAAUCCAGCCAAAGUUCAAAGCAUUUAAGUUCCUCUGCAGUAAAUGGGAAUGUUAAGGAUGUGCUUAAAUGUUUCCCAUUGCGAUUUAAGUGCUUAAUUUUGGCUAGAGUGUUUUUUUUUAAAGAAGAUUCAGUGCUAUAGGGGGCAAAUUGUAGCCUUGUUUGGACAGCAUUGGCUUUUUAUUUGCAAAAUAUGCUCCUGCCCAUGAGUAGUCCAAUGGAAAGUUGUUUGAACUGUUUGAAAACAUUUUAACAGAAUGGCAUGAGGAGCUUUUAUUCAUCAUCAUUCUAUAAAAUAUGUACCAGUGACUCUUGUACUACCACACUGCUUGCUGUUGAGCCAGUUUGAGGCAACAGGGUGGGGGUGGGGUGAACAACUGCAUUUUCCUAGAAACGAUUGCUUUUUUAAUGCUAAAAACAUUAAAUUUUUUCAUAAUAAAAAAUGCUGUGUUGAGAAUUUUGU